Molecule: messenger RNA, 6882 nt
Organism: Anopheles funestus (African malaria mosquito)
Lineage: Eukaryota; Metazoa; Arthropoda; Insecta; Diptera; Culicidae
Product: actin-binding Rho-activating protein
Exons: 2
Coding region: 5593-6807 (404 amino acids)
Biological process (GO): positive regulation of Rho protein signal transduction
Molecular function (GO): actin binding
Source: RefSeq, a predicted model, not a curated record
GCUACUUAGUGGAACAGAUGAUCCUGCAUACCAUCCUACCCCCAAUUAACGUGUGCGUGUGCAAAAAAAAAACGAAACCGAAAAGAACUUCUAACCAGCAAAAAAGGAAAUGUUUGCCGUGGCCACAAUCAAACCUUCCCUGCAUCGCAUACUGGUUUUAAUGAGCCGAAGCACCGGAUUAAAACAUUUCACUUCGGCGAAUCUUUCUUUGGGGAAAAAGAUCUUGGGACGGACCGCGGGGGGGGGGGGGGCUGCAAAGUGAUGCGGGACACGUUGGAAUGCGCCAGAAAUAAAACUCUAAUGCCGCAGACCUGCUGGUUCUCCCCCUCCCCCUCCCCUUCCCCUCUCGCUGGGCUCGUGAUAAAAGUGUGGCAUGAGUUUUCACGUUUUUCGCGCUUGGUUGCUAGGCGACGGUGUUUGAUGAUCGUGCGAGUCGCCGAAUUUCCGCAUCAUUUCACAAUCGGUCGGAGACAUUCGAUAUCGCACGAACCGGGGUUUUGUGUGGCGGACGAAUACGCCUGGGAUACAAGAGGUACAAGAGGCCGUACGUACGAUGUCGACCACGUCGACAGGUGGCUGUUUGGCGUCAUCGAAACUUUCCCGAUAUCAUGCUUGCGUCGGUGGUCGGUGGUGCACGUGUCAAUGGGAUGUUUUCCGAGUGAAUGAUUGAUUUCCACAGCGUCAGCAAACUGAAGGCACAGUUCGGUGAAGUUUACUCUAAUGCCGAACCACGCACGCAACGUAUCGGUAGAUUAAUUUAUGCACAUCAUUCGGUGUCGUUUAGGAGAAGAAGGAAAAAAAAGGUUUACAAUUCUCUGCUACGGCAUCCCCUACCAACGCCGGGAAACUCUCGACGGCCGAUACCGAACGUUUGGCAUAAGGAAUCGGCAUUCCAUUGAGGUUAUGAGUAAGUUCGAAACGAUUGCUAUUUAUACACCACUAACCAGCGGGACAAAAUAUACAAAACCGCCCCUGAACACUCGCCGCCGCAUUAAAGGAAGCAUGAAGCGAGAGGGUGCGCCCGUGUUGCACUUCUACCCGCGUUCUGGCGUCGUCCGCGCAUCGGCAAAAUCGUCGCGUACCGUGUACGAAGUAGACGGCACACAAGAGCAAGGGCUUCGAACUUGUACUUGAACUUUUCCGAAUUGCGAUCGGUCGGGAGCGUGCGAUUCCUUCGUUGGCCCUGCUGAUCGCGCCAGAAAUGUGGUCCGCCCUGCAGUGUGGACAGAUUUAUCUUGUACAUUAAUUAGAGCGCUACCGCGGGCAAUGCUGAGUAUGAAUGCUAAGUUCAUGGGACUAGCCGCGCAUGCCAUCCACGUCCGCACGGACGGAUCCCAUUGACAGGACAGCAAGAAUGCCACGUUUGCUGCUGCUGGACGGGAAUGAUUGAUUUUUCCUGUUUUGUUUUUGCUCAAAUGUUUCAAACAGAGAACAUUUGCGUUGCAUAAGAACAACGUAACGGUGUUUAAGAUUAAGAAUGGUUUGACCGGAUUGGCAAUGAAAACUGGCCCAAAAUGGUGAGGAGGAAGAAGGUGUCGUUAGAGCGCGCGUACAGGUUUUAUUUAUAUCUGACAAAACACAGUUUGAAGGAAAAGGCGACAUUUUUUUUUCUUUACAGACGGAAAUUUCGUGUUUUUUCUAAACAUGCAAAAGCAUAAUUAAUUUUGUUGUAAGGGGAAACAAAAUCAUCCCGCCGUCGGAAUUCGUCAAGGACAGUUUGGAGUCAACAGCACUGUUUUUUUUUCAAAUGGUUGUUGAUAGUUUACACUGUUUUCUAACCGUUGUUUUUGCCCUUCAUUAGCAGAUUCGGUACAUUCGGAAGGCAAAAAGUUGUAGGUAAAAUGUCUAAUCAAACGCACCAACCAGCAGCCAAAGAUGUUGAUGCGUGUCCGGUGUUGCAUAAUGGAACGCGAAAGCAACGGCGUACUAAAAGGAGAGCUUUCGUUCAUCGAUCAUCGCGAGCUAAAAAUCACCAGCUCCGCGAGCACGGUUUGAUUGACGGAAGAAAUGCUGAUAACAUAAUGCACACCCCAUUUCCGCAUUAUGCGGGUUCCGUACACCUUUGGGGGGGGGAGGUUGUUUUUGAUUGCUGCUUUUGAGCUCGAGAUAGGGUUGGACCGAUUGGUCAUUUGUGCUUUGGUUAAUCUUUUAUUUUUUGUUUAUACCACUCAACCCCAUCAGAAGAUCGCGCAUUUUGAAGAUCACGCAUUGAAGCGUACCGAGUGUGUUGGCACUCUCUCUCUCUAAAAAAAAACAAGAUAAAAUAUGUAUAAUCAACACUUCAUACGUAACGUAAUUGAAAGGGGUUUUUUGUUUUGGUUUUUGGGGGUUUAAGCCCUCGGGGCAGUACUCUUGUUUUCAUAACUGAAGGUACACCAAUCGCCAUCGAAUUGUUGCAACGAAUGCUGCUUUCUUUUGCACCGACGUAUUAUCAAUAUUAAUGUUUCAUUUAUCAUCCGCAAACAAACAAACCGAAAAACCAAACUCCAAAAAAAGGCAUCACAAAACAAACGUUCCAAAAACCAUAGUGUGAAAGCGAAUGGAAAAAUUUUCUAUUUUACUGAUACUUUAUUUUUUUGUGUGUGUAAUGGAUGGGUUAAUGAAAUGGCCAGUAAAAUGUUAAGACACCAAUUAGGCUGGUGCGCGAUUUAACGCGACCGAAAAAAGGUAUCACACACUUCCGGUUUUUUGCUGUCUUUAUUUUACAAUUAAAACUAGCAAAAUCUAGCGUACGUGUGCGAAAACUUGGUUUCCCCCCUCCUUUUUUUUGGAGCCUAUUUUGGGUGAGUGCUCUCUUUGAACGGUCAGUUUUUGGGGCUUUUUUUUGGGUUGCCAAAAUGAGAGAAAGUUAAGCAUUCAAUUAGGACUUUAUGUAGUGAUCGUUUCCAUCCGUUUUUCUUUCUUUUUGAGUGCAUACCUUGAAGGUAGCAAGACUUGAAGAGUCUUUAAGAAAAACAAAUUCAAGAACAUUAGCUUAACCUCAAAUUGUUUUAACCAUCGCAUAAAUAGAGUGCACAAAAAACAGAAGUUUAUUAGUUUCCGUUUGGUGCAACUCUACCAUCUAAACGGGUUAGUGAGAAACACGUACCUCAAGUAGUAAAAAUCCAUCGCUAGAAUUCCACCUGAACGUGUAGUAGUCACGCGAUCGAAGCGUACUUUAUCUUUGUGGCCGGAACGUUACAAACCUCCCCACUUCAACUGGUGUCCAAUUAUGGACCGCACAGUGUACCGCACUUUCCGUGCCCCUGUGUCUCUCUGUUUAGAGGUUUCUCGCUUUGGGUUGAAUAGACAGAUAGAUAACAAUCAUUGUGUACUACUUCCAAAAGCACUAUCUAGCGGCUAAUGCGAUAAUUUAUCACUCUCGAACGAGUUGAUGGUUCCCAAAUUUCUCCAAACCAAAGAAAGAGCCCACGGUGUUUUUCCACAGGGGAGAGAUGUUCGUGGCUCAAAAAGCGAAAGGCAAAAUUUGCAAACAGUCAGUUGAUUAGAUUAAUUAAAGACAGUGAGGGGAAAAACAGUGCAAAGGCAACAAACAGCAAAAACGACAUCAAAAAAUCACAUACAUACACAAAUUGCCAAAAGGCACCCUGGUAGCUUAGCUCAGGCUAAAGAUUGGUAUUGGGACGGUGAGCGGAUAUCACGAGUGGCUUACGGGCUUUUCACAAACAAUGCGGCCACAUCUGUUCACACGAGCCUUCACUUAUAGCGGUGCUCCAGCCUCGGGAGCGAUCAUGUGAAAGCGAACGAAUUAUGUCGCCCCCCCAGUAUGCGAUGUAUGUGUGCGAUGUAUCGAUCCGUAAGAAGAGUAGUACUUUUCAUUUAUUUCCCUGCUUCAUGUGCUAAUCGAAUCAUUAAGCUUCAAUGGGUUCCACUGCUCAAGGGUUUUAUUUUUACUCUUUCUUCUUUAUUACCGUCUGGUACGAAAGUCCAAAAUGACCCACAAUCGAAAGUGAUGAGUAGCUGCAAGUGCCGUUAGAUUCCAUGUGAAGUUCUCUGCGGCGAUAUACUGGAUUACUUGUCUGUCCGGCAUGGUUGAGGUUUCCGUGGUGAACGAGCGCGAAAUAACACUCCAAGCUGGCACAACACAACAUUAUCGAUUGGCCAUUCUUUGUGUGUGAUUUCUGAUUUCAGUGUGGGAAAUCCUACCCAUUAUGAGAAAAUGUUAAUUAUAUUCUCGCUGUGCUUUUAAAGAUACAAUUCUAUCUUCAAACUGGUGCCCUGCCCGAUGAGAAUAGCAAUGUACGAGGAAGAAUCUCUUUAUAUCUCAUCUCGACUACGCUUUUCACUGUUAUCCGGUGUGCCGGUUUUUCAUAUCACGAGUCUGAUGUUUACCGACGAAAAAUCGAAAUCGAAAGUUCAACCCACAAAGAAGCGCUACCAAUCUUGAGACGCUCUGGAGUGUGUGAGCAGCGUGAUCAUCGUUAAACCGAUGAUUUCAUAUUUUCUUUUACAUUCCUCCACUUCAAUCGAAGAAGGUGUCCGAGGGAGGCAAAAACCUUUUUGCAAAAGGCAAAAAAGCAACGUGAACCGAACCUUGGGAGGUCCCCUUACAUUAGGGAACGUCAUUUCCCUCAUUAACACGCCGUUCGCAAAGCGUCUGGGAAAAUGUGCAUUUUUUUUGUUCCCCAGCUCGAUCGGUCCACACACGAUCUUUCUGCAUCCCGGUGGGUGAUCUUUGGCUGAGAGUGAAACCUUUCGUAAAGCUUUGUGUACGCCUUUCGGUAGUGUAGAUCACUUUCGAUGUGUUACGCUUAGCCGCAACGGUACGCUUUUUUGGGGGGGAUAUGAUAUCAGCUGUCACUGGGCGGGAAGGUGUCGUCAUAGAAGUGAUAGUAGGUACUACACAUCUGUGAGAAAGUCUGAUGAAAGAUCGUUCGUUGUCUAUGGUUUUUUUGUUUUUCUCAUGAGCCAUACAAAGUUUUAUUCACGCUCAGCAGCGAUCCACUUAAUGGCAUAAUAAAUGGGUUUUAGUGCACCGUCGAGCUCCAGAUAGCUUUCACUGGUUAAAGUCUUCAGAUGACAUCUGACGGCACCACGGUUUGAUUAUAUAAAUUGUAUCAUGCGAUCGGAUUGCAAAAUCAUCCACUCACUCUUUUUUGUGGGUUGGGUUCAAGCAAUUGCAGUACCUUGGAGAAAAUGGGCUCGUCCUUUUUUUGUUGCAUCCUACCAAAACAACCUGCACCGGCACGUGAUCGAUGAUGCGCUCCUUGGUGCGGGUCAAGCGAAACGUGCCUGCACGCAGGCUUUGCACUCAGCAAUGCAUCGUUUCCGGCCGUGGCAGUGGCAUAUCAUAGCCCAUCCGCCGUUCGGCUGACCCCGAAAGAAGCUACCAAUCAAUAAAAGCCUCAGCCGCGCUAGAACGAUCAGUUUGUAACGUUCGAUCGUUCGAGCGGUAAAGUUCUAGCAACCGGUUCUCUUCUUCUUUGUUCGCCACACAAAGCAACAAAUAUCCCCAAAACACUCAAAUACUCAAUUGCUGGUGCCUAGUGGCUUCUACGCGGCAAAACACCGCAAAGUGCCCGUUCAACGCUUUUCAACGGUGUCCUGUUCAAGGUGAUCUUGCAUUGCAAAGACCAUCCUGUGCAUCUUAGAAUGGGUGGAAUUGUAUCGCGUGUGUUUCGCAGUGCGCCAGAACACUCCAACUGCCAAACGUGCCAGCGUAGCUGCUGCAUCUGUCUCGAUGCUGGACUGGAGUUGACACAGCGUCGUCUACUGCGGUUAGAAGAGCGAGAGCUACGGCGUAGUCGGGCUGGAAGUCGAGCCAGCAGACGGAUCGUGAGCGAGGCGGAAGAGGAGGAAGAGGAACCGCUCGAAGAGGAAGAGCCACCGAGGACACGUCCUGCCUCGCGCCGCUCUCAACGCAGACCGGCCGCGCAACGGCCCAGACGCCCGGCACAGUCGGAACCCGAAGAAGAGGAGCCGGAAGAGGAAGAGGAGGAAGAACCAGAGCCUCAGCCACGCCAAAGACCACGGGCACGGGCAACGGUUCGCCGACAGGCUCCGGCUAGGCGCACCAGACGGGCACGUCCACAGCAACAGCAGGAAGAGGAAGAAGAGCCGGAGGAAGAACCCGAACCGGAACCGGCUCCUCGUCCUGCCCGGGCAUCACAACGUGGUCAGCAGCAACGUCAACGAGCACAGCAGCGUCGUCAGCGACAGCCAGCACCAGAAGAACCAGAGGAGGAAGACAACGCCGAAGAGGAGGAAGAAGAACAGCCCCGUGCUCCAAGAAGACCGCGUCCAAAUCGUGCUCAGGCACCCGCUCCAAGACGCCAAGCUGCUCGCCGUCGUAACAAUCCUCCAGAGGAAGAAGAAGAGGCACAAGAGGAGGAAGAUCCUGCCGAGGAAGAGCAAGCACCACGGCGUCGUGCACCGCGUGGUCAGCGCAACCGAACUCAGCAGCGUCGUGCGCAACGUCGUCAGGAAGAAGAUCCAAGCACCGCAUCGGAAGACCUCGAGGAGGAUGAAGAAACGGGCCGAGAAGCGCGACUCCGUCGAAUCGAACGUCGUCUCCUGCUGGAGGAAGAUCAUCUUCGGGAGCGUAUUCUACGCGAAGAGGGACUGCGCCGUCAGCGAUCGUGUCGCCGACGACAGCAGCAGCACCAAAUGUCACUCGAUCGUCGUCAGCAGCGUGAUCCCGAGCCGGAAGUAGUGCGUGGUCCGAACGUACGGCGUCUGGUCGCGUGCUACGAGCUGAAACGUAGCGAUAUAAGCGAAACCGACGCACAAUCCUUGCAGAACCUUUUCACCCAAGUUGACGAUCAUCCGAUGCGCCAUUGCGGCGCCCGUUCGCCAGACCGAUGCUGACUCUCCACUCUCGUCGAAGGUGGCCCUGUUCAACCAAACAGCCCAGAGCCAUCGGGAAUCGCAGCUCUCCAAUCC